AUGAAUUUCGUCGUCUUGUUGGUUGCGCCCUGUCGUGGGGCCAAACUUAGCCGUCACCGGAAUCUAGACGAUGAUCGAUCUAUUUUGAUUUUCACGAUCGUCACCGGUGGCUUGUGGCUCAUUUUGGCGGUUUUGUUAGACGAGGAGCGCAAGUUGUUGCAAAGAGGUUCUGCUGAUAGAUCAUCAGGUUUGGCAUUUCGGCCCUUCGCCCGAGCCACCGAAGCACCAUCAAGUUCGGAUUUGAAUGAAAUGCAAGGAGGAACACGCGGAAAAAUGAAACCAUUCCGUCUUGGCGCUGGUCAUACACCACCAAAUCUAGCAACGGCAAGGCGACCGAGUAGCGGAAAAAGCGGCCGAAGGAGUGGAAAAAAUAACAGGCAAAAUUUUCUGCAGAGCAAGGUU
Messenger RNA from Mesorhabditis belari, 402 nucleotides. Lineage: Eukaryota; Metazoa; Nematoda; Chromadorea; Rhabditida; Rhabditidae. The record is from the annotation of a GenBank genome assembly.